AUGGGCAAUGAUGUCGCAACUUCAGCUGAGCUUGGGGGUGCUCGAGUCGACCGCCCUAGGCUUCAGCGUGACUUCCGCGUUCGCAAGAAAGACAAGAGUGUGGCCUUGCAGCACAUCCAGGAUUGUCGCGGAGACUUAGUUGACAUCCAGAUGCUCAAGUUCGGGCAGAUUGUCGAUUUGGAUCUCAUCGAGCGAAGCGCUCCGGGUAAGUUACUUCAGGAGCUCCAGCAGAGCGUGCUGCAGGCCGAGGCGGAGCACCGGCGCCGCAUCGCCGACUGGGAGAAGAGGAUAGAGAAGCAGAAGAAGGAGCUGACGAAGAUCACGUGCGACAAUACGUCGCUCAUGGAACAGAUUGUCAGCAUGGGCUACUCGCAAAUGCAGCUGGACGCAGCGCUUAAUGCGAGAAUAGCAAAUGUCACGGUGAACGACAAUGAGCCGUUGAAUGAACUUCGACGUAUGGAGCGCGAAAGAUGCAAAGAUCUUCUUGCGCUGCAAACGAAGGAGAUUGCGACUUUGCAGGCAGAGAUCAACCUCUUCCGAAAAAAGGGCGGGCACAUUUACACUACCGCCGCAGCCCUGGAACCCACGGAUCUGAGCUUCAGGGCCCGUGCGAGAGGGGCACCUUCAGUUUCGUCUGAGAUCAGCUCCCUGUGA
Messenger RNA from Symbiodinium necroappetens, 654 nucleotides. The record is from the annotation of a GenBank genome assembly. Lineage: Eukaryota; Dinophyceae; Suessiales; Symbiodiniaceae.